AGGCUUGUGUAAGGAAGAAACUCUACUGCUCAGAGGGGCUACAAUACCAAAAGGUUUAGUAUGAUUCUACAGUGCUGCCAAAUUCACUGCCAUUCUCCUAAGUUCUACUGAGUAAACAGGGAGAUUCACUAUCAGCUAACUCAUCCACUGGGUGUAUUAUGGUACAUAUUACUUGUACAACUCUUUACACUUAUUUGAAAGGAGGCAAACAAUAAGAAAAGUAUUUGAAUUUGCAAAUAAGUCAAACCUCUCAAUAAAAAACUAGGAAAAAAUCCUUUCCAUUAUGGGGGGAAAUCAAGUGGGGUAUUUUUCUUGAAUACUGUACAGAAACCAGACAAGUCAUAUUUCAAUCUAAUCCCAAAGGAUAAGUGGAUGAUAGAUUUUUUAUUUUUUGAUUUUGAUCAUGAGGACAGUUGAUUAUUACUGCGCAUCAGCCCAUGACUCUGCAGCCUAGUUUUGAUUUUCUUUAUGUAAAAAUCAACAUGGGAGAACCAGAAUGUGUACACAGACUAGCUGUGUUGACAUUUUUAUUUUAUUUUUUUUCCUUUUUUGCUCCAGUACUAGCAUCACAGACUGGCAAAGAUGACAAAUUCAAGCCUUGUUACCCAGGUAACUUCUCUGUUUCAGUUCAGUAGCUGCAUCAAUUACACUGAAGAUUUGCAAUCACUAUAUAUAAAAGCAUGUUUCUGUAAAGCUACUGUUAUCUUGUGAAUUCAAAAUCUAAAACUAGUGGUUUUUAAGUAUCUGUAGCUUGGACUAAAGAAAUAUGACACAAAAAUAAAUUGUUAUGGCAAAAUUUAUCAAAUGAAUACAUUUUUUUUUUCAAUUUUAAUUGCUAUUGAAGGGGAAUCAUCACUCUUGAUUUCAGCAGAGGUAAGGUAUACAAAAUGCACAUACAGACUGGAAAUUAUGGUUUUUAAUUACUGUAACUGUCUCUGGAAAAUACCAGUACCUCCUGUUAUACCUGUCAACUUUAUACUUACAUUUAUAUGAAUUUUUUCCGAAAGUGUUGUAAAAAAUCAUUUUUGAAGAACCUAUUAAUUACUUUCAGCAUAUGGUUAAAAACUUGCCUCUUAACCCUUGAACUCCCAGAAGUGAUCAAAAAGUAACUUCUCCCUUUAAUAUCUGUACAUUAUUUAGCAAACAGGUAAUUAGAUACUCAAACUGAUCAGGAAGAAGUUGUUGUCUUGAUUUAACACCAAAUUCUAGUAAUUAGUUUAAUAGAAAAGAUGCAGCAACUAGAGGGGAGAAUUAACAAUCUGAUCUAAGGAGUUAAAUGGGAUAAGACAUUCAAAGGUGUUUGAAAUGCAAUUCAGAGGUGUAUCAUAUGUUUCAAUAAAGAUAACCUCUUCUAUAGCUGCAAAGGCCCAUAUUCCUUCUAGAAACAGACCAAAACAUUUGAAACCUAAGGGGCUGUGUUGCUUAAUUCCAAUCUCAGCUUCUAUUACAGACAAUGUUUCGUGAUGGAACUUAUUUUGUGAUUGGAUAAAAACUGUUCAGUUCACUCAGUAUGGUUGUAUAUUCACCAGAGCUAACAUUCAUGUAAUUUUCUUUGUAAAGGAUACUUACCAUUUUGAAAAGAAACAAGUUGCUAUAAAGAUAAUGAAUUUGGAUUAUUCCAGACUUGGAGCUUAGGUACACUGUAUCUGUCUAUAGAGUUUAAUAUGCAUACAGCUGUAAGUGAUAAGGUACAUUUCAGACAAGCAAGCUACAAAUGAAUCUGUUAUAUACAGAGCUGAGAGUGCUACUGAAACUGCAACCACUGAAAAGAGCUUGUAUGCAAGCAUGUGUACCUUGACAUGAGGUAUACAUUGUCAGUGGAAACUGUUCAAGAUGAAGUGUAUAAUUAUGUUCAUGCAAAGAUCUUUGGGCUGAUUUCCUGCGAGGUAAAUUAGAUUAACUUACUAUCUACUUUGUAUUACAUGAGUUUUUUUUUUAUUUACAAAACUGUUGUAGGAGGCAGAUUGCAUUCAACAGCUCAGCAAGGCUGAUCCUCUCCGUGUUUCCAGAACUGUCCAGUUGUUUGUAAGUCACGAAUGUAUGAUCCUUUUUGAGUACUGAAUCACAUGAAACAAAAUAUCUGCAUGUUGUUAAAUUGGACUGAUUUUAUACAGUCACUGUAAGUAUCACUCCACCUUUUUGAUACCAUAUCAAAAAUCAUGAAAAGAGAAGAAACUGACCCUACUGAAGGACAAAAAUGAUGUAAACUCAAUAGUAUUAAACACCACCGGCCUUAACUGACAAGGAAAUUCGACCAAUGACCUUGGAUUGAGAAUGGUGAAUGCUUUGCCUUUCAUCCAUCAACUUGACAGAGUGGUGCAAACUAGGUUUUUUGCAUGUCAACACUUAGUUGGCAGUGAAAAAGUAUUGUAAUUUACUUGUAUGCAGUUACAGCUUUUCUUGUAAAACACCGCAGUCUUAAUAUUAUGAUUUCCAAUUGGUUCUUUGUUUUACAAUAAUUGUAACAUAGCACUGAUAUAUUUGGUACAUGAGUGCAAGAAUGUAUUCUAUGUAGAGGACCCAGUUCACUGACCUUGCAUUUUUGCCAAUUUGACAUAUUUGCUUGUGGAUUUUUAGAAUGUUUUCAGUUUUGAGGGCCAUUACUGCUUGGUUUUUGAGCUGUUGAGACCUCGGCCACUCCAUCAAUACUUUCAGGUUGGUUAAAUUAUUAACAGUUUAAUUUAGUAUUAUCAACUGAGUUGAUAACGUAAAUUGGCCUCUGUUAAGAGUUUCAAAGCUGAUGUUUCAAGCAUUAGCCCUCUGUCAAAGGGAAUGGUGAAGGGCUAACAUUCGAAAUGUCAGCUUUGAAAAUCUUAAUGGUGGCUAAUUUAUGUUAUCAAUUCAGUUAAUAAUACCAAAUUACCUUGUUAUACUCUCCCACUGAUACAGUGCUACGGUUUGCUUUAGAAAUUUACUGGCUUUAUUGAAUUAUAAACAUGCUGUUAAGGAAUCCAAGAGCUUUCCCUUUAAAUCAAUUACUCUGCUUUGUACUGUUGUAUCUCUACUGAUGUAAGUAUUAUAUUUUAAAUCAUCUUCUUUACAGAAAUGUCAGUUUGAUAACGAGGUAUGAGUGUUUAAUGUAUUACCAUCUGUGCAUUGUAUGUUUUCAUUGUUAAAUUGAUUGUCAUCUUUGUGAACAACAUGAUUGAUUUAAUAUACAUAUUUUUGGCAAGAUCAUCAUCUAACCAUGUACAUUCUGUAAUAUCAGUCACUCAACAGUGUUUUCUUGAUUUUGUUUACUAACAGGAUGACAAACUGAAAGUCAUCAGGAAAAUAACUUUUCAAGUGAGCAAACCUUUUUUUAAAUUCUUAUAAAUACUUUUGAUUUAAGUUAUUUCAAAUACAAUUGCAUCAGUUUUCUUUUGUCAGCUAUAAGAACUUACAAAGACCAUUUUAAAGUUACCUUUCAUGAAGAUGAAACUUGUUGUGCGUCAAAUGUAUUGAAAUCAAAAUAAUAGUUUUUUUUAUAUAAUAAAUUGAUGUGGUUAUUUGCUUGUAGCUCUUACAAGCUCUUGGAUUCCUAAGGAGGUAAGAUUAUCAAUAGGUGUUCUUCUUAGAUUCUCUAAAAUUACUCAUCUGUACCCACAAGUGGCUUCAUUUUAUUUCAUUGUUAAGGGACUCUUCUCUUGCCCAUCUUUUGGUGAUGCCACCAUAUUGUUCCAGGUUGGAAGUGGGAUAUUUAUUCUGCAUUUUGGCAAAUAAAAGGGGAUCUUUUCCAAAGGGGGGUGCUCAUUUGAGAGGAGGGACUGAUUUCAUGAUUUUAUGUGCUUUUCACUCAACUUUCCAUAUGAAUCCACAGACAGAAUGUCAUCCAUGCUGACUUGAAACCAGAGAACAUUCUUUUUGAAGAAGGUGAAGUGGUUUGUUUGCAACAAAUUGUCAAAAAAUUUGAUUUAACUUAAUGGACUUAAAAAGUGUUCCUUUUUAAAGAAAGUUGUAAUAUUUUGAUCUGGUUAAAUAUAAAUAACAGCUGUAGCAUUUUGUAAGAAAAACAGACCAAAAUUUUAUACAGUUUCUGAAGAUACACAAUACAGUGCUCAAUGAAAGACUAAUUUGAUGAAUACUCAGAGUUCAUAUCAGCUACAAUUAUUUGCCUAACAAAAAAUAUCAUGAAUAUAUCAUCCCAUUUUUGUUUCUGUCAUCAUGUAUAUGUCAUCAUGAUGGUGCCUGGAUGCCUUGUAUAGGGCCCCAUGUCUUAGUUGCAAACAUUUUGAUGCAUGGGAGCAGUAGGCUCGGAAUUUAUGGACUAAACCUUUUAUGGACGUAGCCUUUUUUACAUUGCUGACAGCCAACCUCCAUUGAGAGAUCUGGUUGUUAAUACACUGUAAUAAAACAACUUUUUUUGUAUAUGUAACAAUUUUAGUCACAGACCUGACCUGGUGGAUAUUUACCUCACUGCUUCGCAGCUCAGUGAAUAUCCACCACUUUCACUGACACUGACAGAAGUGAAUAAAUUUGUUAGUAUAUACCACAUAGAUACCAAAAAAUUAGUUUAUUUCUUUCAAUAUACCCAAAACUGGUCAGAAAUCAAACUCUUAACAUGUGAUUUUGUCGCAUAGGCUGCAUGGAGGUGAAUAGUACUUGGUAUUCACUAAAUGGAACCUGAGCCAAUCAGCACAUGCAAAAAGCACUAUUUACAUGUUUGGUGUGUACUAAAAUUGUAUAUUAUAUUAACACACUGUAGGUGAUGAAACCAAGAUAAAAGUUGUUGACUUUGGAAAUGCAAUUCAUUUAUAGAGAGGUACAUGUGAUUUCUAUUAUUUGGUAGCUUUAGUGACUUAAUAUUAAAUGUGUGCAGCUAGAUGCAUCAGAAUUGUUGUACUGUAGACUUUAUGAACCCUGUACACCCUAACAUCAAUAUGCAUAUUCUCUAUACUGCUCUCCUACAUUUGCUGAAGCACUGACAAGGAGAAUUUCUUUAAAAUCAAGAGCUUUAUAACUUGGUGAUCAUUUCCUUGAUUCCUGUGACUUUAAUGUUUGAUUUAAGGGUGAUAAUGUAAGGAGAAAUUAGAAGCUGAUCAGUCUUAGAGGUUAAAGGGUUAAAAGAUCCUAUUCAAAGUAUAAUGAAAGGCAAAUUCUGUACAGAGGACAAGGGCUCAUACCAGCUGUGAAAAACUGUUUACAGAGUAUUGUGUACUAUGUGCUUACCCCUUUAACAUGUAACUUCUCCCAGGAAUAUCCAUACUUUAUCCAGCAAAUAGUUAAUGAGAAUACACAAACUUAUCAGGUAGAAGUUCUUAGGUUGAUCAAGUAUCAGAUUCUCAUAAGUAAUUUAUAAGAAAAUGUGGGGCAGCUAAAAGGGAGAAGCUACAGCCAUUUUGAUCGCCAUGGCAAGUGAAAAUAUAUUUGGUGACUAAAAUGAUGGCAAAAGUCACCAAAUGGUGACUAACAGAUAAAAAAAAAAAAAAAAAAAGAUGUAUUAUGAUGAGUUUGAACUACAAACUUUACUUUACAGAGCUCCUGAGGUAAAGUAAAGAUAUUGCUGUUUUCAUGAAUUAGAAGACAAAAUUAAUUUUACAUGUAGGUUACAUGCAUGCAACUCCAGUGCUUUCCUAAUCAAUCCAAGGGAAAUAAAGCAAGAUUAAACUAUUUUAUUUGGACUUGCAUGAACUGAAGUACUCUAUGAAAGAUGAUCAGUGAAGUUCUGCAGUUUUGUGUUUCAUAAAAUAACUUAAUGUGGUUGACCUGUUGCAGAUGGAAAAUUCUGUUCUGUGGUGACUAUCAUCUCAAGCAAUGUAUCAGAAAACAUAUUUCAACUCACACAACUAUUUUACCAUGAUUGUAUGUCAGGUGCAAAUGUAUGGGGGAUGUAAAUAUUAGGGCUGUUUUUAAGUGUUUGUUGGACGCUUGAAUUUUAAAGUUCAGUCUGUGGAAGAAGGUCCCACUAAAUGUUGUUUAAUGCAAUGAGGUACAGUGUCCUCCACUUGAUAAUGUUGAUGGCAGUCAGUUGAAACUGAAAACACUGUGUCAAUUCUUUCCAGGUGAUGUUUGGUGUUCCCUUUGGCCCUGAGAUUGACAUUUGGUCUUUGGGAUGCAUUGUAGCUGAGGUUGGUUAAUUGACUUGUAUGUUCUCGCCAUAAUUAAAAUAUCUUUAAUGAUUAUUAUACCAUCAGUCAGAGCCAAUAACAGAUGAUGCUUGACAGUUUUAUGAUGGAUAUUUCUCUGUAAGGAGGGAGGAGAACUCACCCAGCCAUUAAUGUUACUGGUGAGGAAAUGAAAUAAUGUCCUUUUAAUAUGAACAUUGGUUUCAGUUGUAUAUAGGCAAACCUUUAUUUCUGGGAGGAAAUAGGACUAAAGUGUUGCAAGAGGUAUGUUUUUGCUAUUUUUUUUUAUUAUUGGCACUUAUACAAGCUGUUUAUGAUCUAAGGUAACUAAUACACUAAUAAGAAUGCAGUAACUGCCUUUCUGGCUACACUUUAUUUAGACUUCCUCUACUUUGGGAAAGUGUGAAUCCAAACAAAAUUGCAAUUAGCUUGCAAUUCUUGACCUUCUGGUUACUGUACUUUGUAAGUUCAAUCAUUUUUUUUCCAAUUCUUUUUCAUGCUUGGUUGCAGGUAACCAGUAUUCUUGGUCCCAUACCUUGGAGACCAUUCCAUACUGGAAAAUAUUUUGAAGAUUUGUCACAGUUUAUAGGUGACCACAACUCAGGUAAAUUCAAUUUUAAGAUGAUUCAAAUGUAAUCAAGUUAUCUCAAACUUUUUUGGUAAUCCUUAUCUAGUCCUCAACAUCAGGUGCACAACUUAAAUAAACAAUUGAUUUAACCCUUUAACUCCUAAGAGUGACUAACAUCCAAUUUCUCCACACAACAUCAUCCCUGAAUCAAACAUCAAGGUCAUGAGAAUAAAGCAGAUGAUCACCAAAGAAGCUCUUGAUUGUUGUACAAAUUCUCCUUGUCAGAGCCUUAGGAAAUGUCUAGGGAGUAGUAUGGAGAAUAUGCAUACUGAUGUUAUGGAGUAAAGGGUUAAGAUACUAUAGCAAAAUAGCAAAAGACGACUUAUCCUUUGUAUGAGGGAGGAACCAGUGGAAAGAGAGCGAUGCUUAGAGGUGGUUCAAGUGAAAAUUAAAAAUAAUUCAUACGUGGGAAAAGAUUUUCUGAAAAAAAAAACAUCAUGCACAAUGAGAUGUCCAGGAAAAAAAGUAUCCUUUCAUUCACCUUUCCAACUAUUAUUUCUGCUCCCAAAAAAUGAAUCAACAAAAACGUCCAUAAAUACAAUAAAUUUUCACGGGAAAAAAAUCCCACAUAGAAAAUACUGUAGGAAUCAACACAUGUAGGCUCUUUACUCACUUAAGACUUUUUUUCAUUGCUUUUAGAGGACAAUCACCCGAAAUGUGUGAGUAAUGUGAUGCUAAAACUCCAUAAUUCAAGAAAUUUCUCUUUUGCACGUUUCUUAGUUGGCUUGCUGAAGUAUAAACCAGGUAAGUAUACGGAAUUAUCAUUAUGAUAGUUUGUGUAACUUUUACUUGAAACACUUUGUUUGUUACAGUCGUUAUCCUGCAAAACAAUGCCAAACGCACUGACACGUGAAAAACAAAAAACCAACCUUUGUUCUUUGCUUUGUAUCACGAUCUCAGGUGAAAGACUUACACCUUAUCAAGCUGCUGCGCAUCCAUUUUUGGCGUCAGAGUGUUCCUUUGCAAAUUUAUUGCCUCAACAACGAGAUAAGAAAACAGGUUUGUUCUUGCCUUCCAUUGAACUGCAUAAAUGCAAAUUGGCCCUAUGCCGUCGCCAUGAAACGAACUUCUGACAAAGAAAUUUACCUUUCACAUAGGAAUCACCUUUUUUACAGUUUCUCAGACUUCGUCGUUUAUGUAGUGACGACUCUGAUUUUUCUGAAAAAUCAGAGGCAACGUGUUAGUUUUUUGAUAAACGUGGCUAUCCUGUUUCUGUCGUUCAAGCGGGCCACCGCCGUGCCCAACAAAUUGAUCGACAUUCAGCACUACAAACGGUUCAGAAGGAAAAUGCCGAUCGCAUUCCAUUCACUCUCACAUUUCACCCUCACAACCACGCAGUUGAAUCUAUCAUUCUUAAAAACUUUCAAUUACUUCAAAACGAUUCAGAGACUGGUACGAUCUUUUCGCAACCUCCACUAAUUUCAUUCAAACGUGACAGAAACAUAGGCAACUUUUUGAUCAGAAGUUCAUUUCAAACCAGUGACUAACCUGGAACUUUUAAAUGCGCUCGCUCACGAUGCAAAACUUGAAUGAAGCAAGACUUGUUUUCAUCCGACAUCCCCCUGGAAGGUGUAGGGCAGUUAAUUUCAAGUUUGAUUAAGGUAUUGGGAAACCUUUAUCAAUCAGAAUAUAAUAAAAUACCUCUGUUACGUUAUUUCCAGAUGCUGGAAGCUGCGCAGACAUUUCGUUUCCUACUGAGUAUAACUUCAAACCAUACGUUGACGAGGAAGUCAAAAGGCAGCAUUUUUCUGAAACUGAACUCUUAAAGAAGGGAACUACUGUAACUGCUUCUUCACCAAAACACUUUCAGAGCAAACGGGAGAAUGCAGAAUCUCUGAGGACUGGAAAUUUACAUUGUUCUCAAAGAGAAAAGGUGACAAUUAAUGAGAAAUCUCGUCGGGAAGACCAGUGCUUCUAG
This is a messenger RNA of Pocillopora meandrina, 8590 nucleotides long. The record is from the annotation of a GenBank genome assembly. Lineage: Eukaryota; Metazoa; Cnidaria; Anthozoa; Scleractinia; Pocilloporidae.